Scophthalmus maximus (turbot) is the source of this 620-nucleotide messenger RNA. RefSeq names its product histone H2B 1/2-like. Gene Ontology annotation, cellular component: nucleosome. Gene Ontology annotation, molecular function: protein heterodimerization activity; DNA binding; structural constituent of chromatin. Lineage: Eukaryota; Metazoa; Chordata; Actinopteri; Pleuronectiformes; Scophthalmidae. The record is from RefSeq and is a predicted model, not a curated record. The transcript has a single exon. Bases 6 to 383 code for a protein of 125 amino acids.
UCAAGAUGCCUGAACUUGCGAAGCCUGCGCCCAAGAAGGGUUCCAAGAAAGCUGUGACCAAGACCGCCACCGGUAAGGGAGGCAAGAAGAGGAGAAAGACCAGGAAGGAGAGCUACGCCAUCUACAUUUACAAGGUGAUGAAACAGGUUCAUCCCGACACUGGAAUCUCCUCCAAGGCCAUGGGCAUCAUGAACUCCUUUGUGAGCGACAUCUUUGAGCGCAUCGCUGCUGAGGCAUCUCGUCUGGCUCACUACAACAAGCGCUCCACCAUCACAUCCAGGGAGAUUCAGACCGCCGUGCGUCUGCUGCUGCCUGGUGAACUGGCCAAGCACGCUGUGUCCGAGGGCACCAAGGCUGUGACCAAGUACACCAGCUCCAAGUAAACUGCUCUGCUGCUGCUGCAGUCAUCCAACACAACGGCUCUUUUAAGAGCCACACACUUAAUCUGAAAGAGCAAACCGUUCACCCUCCUCAAUGCCUCAAGUCUGAAAGAGCUAAUCUUUGAAAAUUGACAGACGGUUGUCUUUUAUUAUGAAAGAUGUGAUUGUCAUCUUUUUAAAUGAGAUUACUAUUGUUUUUCUUCAGUGAAGACGAUGCAAGGGCAUAUUGUUUAUAUCAUG